AUGGGUGAAAGCGCUAAGUCCCUGGAAGCGACAGAGGAUCCUAGUGUGAAUGCGGAUGGUAAUACAGUCAGAUUCAAGGACAUUCACAUGUCCCCAAGCAAGGGUAAUGGAGUAGCAGGAGAGUUGGAGUUUGAGGAGGAGGAAGGAUUAAGUGAUGAUUCACUAGGACUGUCGGCAGAAGUAGGGGAGACAGAAAUGGUUAAGGUGAUUCCGAAGACUAUGAAUUUCUCUUGUUUUCUUGUUAAUGUCUAUGGGCUGACUUUGGCUAUAGAGAAGUGUAAAUUAUGGGAGGAUGUCUCCAAGCACCUAGAGGAAGUGAGGCCUUUUUUAGUCAUUGUUGCUGGAGAUUUCAAUGCCACCCUCUCUUCCUCUAAGAAGCAUGGAGGGGUGAGGAGGUUGAGCCAGUCGCAAUUGGAUUUCCAAUCCUUUGUUACCGAGAACGCUCUUUUAGAAGUGGUUGCUAAAGGAGGGGAUUUCACUUGGACUAAUAGGCGUAGAGGUUUUUCCAAUAUUGUUGAGAAAUUGGAUAGAUUAUUCCUCGUAGGAGAUCGGAGCAUUGCCCCUAUUGUUUUUGAGGUUGAGGUGGAAAAGAUGUGGCUUAGGGAACCGAGUUUUAAAGAGCUUGUAGUGGGGUGGUGGAAAGAGGCCCUAGUGGUGGAAGGGUUCCUGGCCUAUCAAUUUUUCAAAAAGCUUAGUUAUGUGAAGCAGAAAUUAAAAUCUUGGAAUAGGGAGGUGUUUGGUAAUAUUUUUGAUGAAAAGAGAAGACUUGAAGGUGAUCUGGGGGCCUUGAAUGCUAAAGUCAUGGCAGAAGGAAUGGAUGAAGUGGACUUCCUGACGGAGAAAGAUCUUCUUAGUAGGUAUGGAGAAGUUUUGCAAAGGGAGGAGAUCUAUUGGAAACAUAAGUUGUGUGUUAACUGGCUAAAAGCGGGUGACAGAAAUACGAAAUUCUUUCAUAGUUCGGUGAAGGCGAGGUGA
Molecule: messenger RNA, 975 nt
Organism: Cryptomeria japonica (Japanese cedar)
Lineage: Eukaryota; Viridiplantae; Streptophyta; Pinopsida; Cupressales; Cupressaceae
Exons: 3
Coding region: 1-975 (324 amino acids)
Source: RefSeq, a predicted model, not a curated record